Molecule: messenger RNA, 957 nt
Organism: Symbiodinium sp. CCMP2592
Lineage: Eukaryota; Dinophyceae; Suessiales; Symbiodiniaceae
Source: the annotation of a GenBank genome assembly
AUGCUCCGAGGUUCCCCUUGGACAAGGACAAGUUGGCAUCGAUCUGGAAGCGGCUUCAACAGCGCUUGGCUCAAGACGGAGCUGAAGAAUCGCAGCACCGAGCUGGAGCGGCGGGAGUGGAUCAAGACGACGGCAAUCCCAGCUUUGGCACAGACUCCGCUGCUUGGGGGCAGCCUGCCGUCCUUCUUCCACAGCUUGGCCGUGCGCCUCAAGGAGCAGGCCUACAAGCCCGACUCCUUGAUGGUGAAAUGUGGCGAGAAGCUGGAGAGCAUGAUGAUCUUCAUCCAGGCGCUGCUUGCCGAGCGUGUGGACCUGGAGACAGGCGAGGAGUGGGCCCCCAUCGCCGACUCCGAGCCUUCCGGGCCCUUCUUCGGCGUGCUCGCCGCAGGUCGAGUCAUGGUGGAGAUUGGCCCUGACCGUCACAUUGUGCUGCAGUUGACUGCAGGUGCCAUUUUCCCCAAGGGGCUCUUGGCGACCUACGGCGCUGUGUGCCGAGCGGAGACCUAUUGUGAAGCUUACUGCGUGCGCUGGCACGACUUCAGCCCGGGGACAAGCGUCGGUGUGGAGGCAUUGCUGCUGCAGUGUUUCGGAGAGGUCGGCCUAAGCACUCCGGCGGCUAACGACUGGCAGGGGUUCUGGAAGUUCCGGGUGCGAGAGAAGGCGCCGCAUGCCAUGGCCACUGGCGAGGCCUGGAAGGACCAGCGCGGCCGUCGCAUGAGCCAGGCGAAGCGGAGCGACAGCCACGUCAUCUUCGAGGCUUGUUGGCAAGGAUCCUUAGAAGACAAGCCGAGCGAGAUGGUGAUACUGGUGAAACUGGCCGCCAAGAAGUCCUUGUCGGAGUUGAAAUCCAGGGUUCCAGAUUGGGAAGCUCAAGGAGGUCUCUUGGCAUAUUCAGGUGGCAGACUUCUGCUGCCGAAGCUGGAUGAGAAAGGCCUCCCUUCUCUGCAUGUUGAUUGA